AUGCAGCCGCAGCGGGGCAGAGCCGCGGGGCUCGGCUGCCGCGGCGGGGACGAGCUGCCCCCCGUGCAGCAGAACCUCCCUUAUUACCCGCACAUCUUCUGGGUGGAUGGAUAUGCCGAGACAGCGGCUCCCUGUGCCCCCGCUGUCCCCUCGGCUCCCUUCCCACCGCCCGUGCCCGACCGGAGCAGAAAACCGCGGAGUAAAGGAAGGGAACGCGGGGAAAGGAGCAGAGCCGGCUUCCUCGUGAUGUUCCUGCUGAUCCUGGUGGCCUUCACCGGAGUGGGGCUGAGCAUAUUUAAGAUUUUUCACCUGGAGAAGGAGGUGGAUGAACUCAGGGAGUCUGCCAGCGCUGAGCCCAUCCCUGCAUCCUCUCAGAAACUCACAGGGCACAGGAAGGAGGCCAGGAGGGCAGCCCACGUCACAGGCAACCCAGAGCAGCAGGGGCUGCCGCUGGAGUGGGAGCCCAGCUCUGGCCAUGCCUACACCAGCGGGGUGCAGUACGAGGCGCGGGGCCUGCGGGUCAGCGAGCCGGGGCUGUACUUUGUGUACUCGCGGGUGCUGUUCCGGGGCACGGCCUGCGACAGCCCGCUGCUGCUGGCACACGUGGUGUACAAGAGGAACCCGGCCUCCCCGGGCAGCCUGGUGCUCAUGGAGGACAAGGCCGCCAACUUCUGCUCGGGCCAGAGGAUGUGGGCCCGCAGCAGCUACCUGGGCGCUCUCUUCAGGCUCAGGAGGAUGGACAGCCUGCACGUCAACGUCUCCAAAAUCGCCCUGGUCAACUUUGAGGAGUCCAAGACUUUCUUUGGUUUGUUUAAGCUUUGAAGUGGAGCGUGGCUGGCAGGCCCUUCAGACAUACACACACACCCACAUGGAUGUGUGAGGGCUGGGAGCGGCCUGGGCACCACCAAACCCACCAGAAACCAUGUUUGGGCUUCAGCACGAGGGGAUCCAAGCAAUGGGAAAGCACCAGGGCUGUGCUGCAUCAGCCUGAACAGAAUUGCAUGUGUUCUCCUUGCAAAAACCCAACAAACUCAGGAUGUGGCGUGCUGCAGACCCUGCUGGAACUCACUACCUGCUGCCUGAGAAGAUGGUGUGACCUGCUGCUCCCCGUGUGACACAGA
This is a messenger RNA of Zonotrichia leucophrys gambelii, 1121 nucleotides long. RefSeq names its product Fas ligand (gene FASLG). The coding region runs from base 1 to 822 and encodes 273 amino acids. The record is from RefSeq and is a predicted model, not a curated record. Gene Ontology annotation, biological process: immune response; extrinsic apoptotic signaling pathway via death domain receptors; positive regulation of canonical NF-kappaB signal transduction. Gene Ontology annotation, molecular function: tumor necrosis factor receptor binding. Lineage: Eukaryota; Metazoa; Chordata; Aves; Passeriformes; Passerellidae. The transcript is spliced from 4 exons. Gene Ontology annotation, cellular component: membrane.